Molecule: messenger RNA, 2688 nt
Organism: Ornithodoros turicata
Lineage: Eukaryota; Metazoa; Arthropoda; Arachnida; Ixodida; Argasidae
Product: transformer-2 protein homolog alpha-like
Exons: 11
Coding region: 160-1086 (308 amino acids)
Biological process (GO): positive regulation of mRNA splicing, via spliceosome
Cellular component (GO): spliceosomal complex
Molecular function (GO): RNA binding
Source: RefSeq, a predicted model, not a curated record
UCCCGAGGAACAAAGAUCUGUGAUCUGCGCGUUAGGCCAGCGUCGUGGGUGUUGACGGGCGAGGUAUUCGUCGCAUUUCGUGCUUUGGAGGCCACGAUUUCUUCCGUUUACCCCUCUGUGUUCGAUUGAAGAAGCGCAUCUUCACCAGGCAAACCCAAAAUGAGUGACCGAGAGGCUAGCCCUGAAGAUGGCCGCGAAGAGGAACAGUACCACCAGCGGUCCGAGGAGGAGGAGGAGGAUGAAGAGGCUGAGGAAGAGAAGGCGGGAGGAGGAGGAGGUGGAUCCAGGGAUGGGUCGGCACCCCCUGCAGCCAACGAGGAGGAGGAAGACGGUGGCGGAGACAGGUCUCACCACCGGCGUGGGAGCAGGGAGUCACGUUCCCGCUCCCGUUCCUACUCUCGUUCGUACUCCUCGAGACGUCGGCACUCCUACUCUCGAUCCAGGAGUCGUUCGCGUUCAUCUCGCAGGAAGCACCGUCACUACAGCCGGUCACACUCGCGUUCACCGCGGAGGAGCAGUCGCCAUUACUACUAUGGCAGCUCAAGAAGCCGAAGAACGCACAGUCGCUCACCGAUGUCCAAUAGACGUCGUCAUGUUGGCAGCCGAGACAACCCAACAACAAGCCGCUGCUUGGGGGUGUUUGGGCUCAGCCUGUACACACAGGAGCGGGACCUGAAAGAGGUUUUCUCAAAGUAUGGACCCAUAGAAGAUGUACAGGUGGUUUAUGACGCACAGUCUGGCAGAUCUCGAGGGUUUUCCUUCGUCUACUUUGAGAAUGUGGAUGAUGCUAAAGCAGCUAAGGAUCGCUGCAAUGGUAUUGAAAUUGACGGCCGAAAGAUCCGUGUGGACUACUCCAUCACACAGCGGGCUCACACACCGACCCCUGGGAUCUACAUGGGCAAGCCAUCCUAUUCAUCAAACAAAGGCGGAGGUUACGGUGGAGGCGGAUACCGGGGCGGCUACCGGGAUCGGUCCCCAUCACCCUACUACAGGCGGCGCUACUCCCGCUCCCGCUCUAGGUCCUACUCUCCGCGGAGCCUAACAAGGGCUUGGAAGACAGAAAACUGUGAAGAGAAGGGAAGUUAAAGUUGAAGUUAAGGCGAAGAGUUUGAAGUUGUGAAGUUUCACGAAGUUUGAAGGUGUGAAGGGGAAAAGAAAAUAGCGUCGUCUCUCUCGAAAACGUGGCCGGCGAAGUUUCGGAAGAUUUGGAAGCAAAGCGCAAAAAUCAAACGGGGAAAAUUUGCCGGUAGGGAAAAUUGGAAAAGUGCUUCUCGGGUAGCUGCCGAAGAGAAGAGUCUUGGGUUGGGAAGAUUCAAGCUCUGAAGCCGGUUUUUCUUUGCAAUGAGGUAUGAGGUGAUGUCCUCCACCAUUGUUUCUUUUUUUUUUGUUAACGUGCUGCGUUUAUUUGCACAUAGAUCAGUCUUAACCGUGCAUGUUGUCUGGGCGAAGAAGUUUGUCAGUGAUGCAUGCUCCUUUCUGCGUUAAUAUCUGUGGCAUGUUGUCGUUGGGGGGGGGGGGGGGGGGUACUGAGAGCGCAGCUCUCUGAAAAUUGAUCUAUGUGUGGCUGGACGAAGUACGUUGUCUAGCAUGGUGAUGGGAUCAUAACAGAACCAGCCUUCCUCACAUUUUGGAGGGUAGUGGUUUUGGCAGUCCUGUAAGUGAUUCUAGCUCUUACACCUUCCAGUUCCCACAGGACAGACCCUUGUGUUGCUAUGUUCCAAAGCGGAUUCCUCCGUGAUGCACACCAUUCAUGUGGAAGUACCGAAGGUUAAGGCUGGGAUGGGGGAAUAGGAGAUGCCAAAGUGCCGUGAUGCUGCCACGGCAGAGUUCCCUGCGCUUUUGCAUGCCUUAGUACCUUGCGGUACCUUUCCUCACUGCAGGCUGCAUACUGAAGUAUGCUGAAGUGUGCGGCGUCAGAUUCGGUUAGAUUGUCAGUCUGCCAUCGUUGGUGUUUGCAUGCACGACAAGUUAGCUAACAUGAGGUAGCAGCAAAAACAAGUACAGUUACAUGCCGUAAGGUAAUUUUAAGCUUUCCUCGUAACUGUACUCUGCUUAUGCUGGCUCAAAAAAUGUCAUUCUCACUGUAGCAAAGAGUCGUCAAAAACGAAAUGCGAGAGGGUCUUGUCAAGACGUUGUAAUUUAAGAUGUUCUCUUUUUCUAUUCCCUCAGUUUUGGAGGUGAAAUUGCACAUUAACUGUUCUUGUACAAGGGUCGUCCAAGGUUGGCAGUCUUCCGUUUUUCUUCAAUGCAAUGGAUAAUUUGGGAAGCACAAAACUCAGUUUUUCGAGGUAUUCGCAGUGUGCAUCUAGAUGCACACUUCGGUGCCUUUGAUGUACAAAGAUUGGCUGCUGUCGUAGCCACUGCUGGAUAUCUUUCUGGAGGACUUCUGUGGAAUGCCCUUCCUCUAUGGGGCUUUUUAACCGGCUUUUAAAUCUGGGCUGUAAUGGGCAUGGGGCGCAUCUCGACCAGUGUUGCUACUUGUUCACCAUGUGAGACUGGGCAUUGUCAUGAAUCGCCCUUCAUGUCAACAUCCCAGGCCUUUUCUUGCAAGUUGCAUUUCACACAGCACCCUUUAUCAACGUGGAGGUUGUACUGGGUAUUAAUCGUGACAGCACGUCCUAGAAGGCAGUAGUUCCCGUGGGCUUCCCCGGAGAUUGCCGCAUCUUGUUUUUCUUUGGCGAGCAGUCU